AUGGAACACGCCGGUAGCAGGAUUCCAGCCUGGAAGAGACUUGGGCUCACGCUCAAGAGGCCCGACCAAUCUGAGCGACAACCUCUCAAUGGAGCACAUGUCGGCGAGCACUUGGACGACUUUCACCCUGCUCUCACGUCUCCCCAGGAGAGCAACUCGAGCCUUGGCAAGCGAAAACGCCGAGACGAGCCAGCUGAACGAGACGGCAACACAGUCAAAACGAGCAGAAAGAGCCAUGAAGAGGACCCCACCGACGGACAUGCCGGCGAUGCGCUUCUGGGUGCUGCGAAAGAAGAGAAUGGGACAUUAGAGUCAAUUCCCGAUCCAGCACCAUCGUCCCGCCCAAAAGGGGAUCCCAACUACCGCAAGAAGAAGGGAAGGCAAGCGAGCUCAAAAGCCCAAGCGAGAACGGGGCCGGGUCAGGAGGAGCAGCAGGUCCCGGCAAAUCAAGGGUCAGAGACCUUUCUCUCACCUAGCCAGCGAGACGUGGCAAGCGGUGGACCAACUUUACUUGCCUCUAUCGAAACCGACCAUCUCGCUUCGCCCGCGGUUGCAACGCCCAAGAAGCGGGGAGCAACAGCGCAGUCAGCAAGCAACCACAAUCCGGAGGUUCUCUCACCCCCUCGCACCGACCGCCGCAAGUCCGUCGCUUUUACGCCGGACACAAAAACCGUCGACGGUAGCAGCGCUUCGGAUCUCUUCAAGAAGUGGGCACAAGAGCAAAAGGGUGCGAGCGCUGAGUUUACUCCAGCUGAGCUAGCGCAGUUCGUACCGCCUCCUAAGGUACACCCUGCUAAUAGCAUUCCUCCAGCUCAAAGCCCGAGCACCAAGGAAGAGAAGAAAGCGAAGACUCCUGACAGGAAAGCGCUGAAACAGACUGAAACAGGUUCACCUGCGCCGGGUAAGGGAGCUGAGCGGUCUGCCGAUAAGUCCAAGCCACCACCUGGCUCAGCAUCUAAAUCCAAGAAGGACCCGUCUCUCUAUCUUUCGUAUCUUACUCAGUAUUUCUCCAAUCGGAAAAACUGGAAGUUCAACAAGGCAAAGCAAAACGACGUUCUUAACAACGCGCUCAACAUAUUCCGCAUCCCCAAUGAGCACUUGGAGGCACUGCUUGAGUACGUGAAAGGACUAAAAGGCGCUGGUGUUAUCGAGCGACUGAAAGAGCGCUGCAAGGCUACGGUCGAAGAGAUUGACGCGGCCGGCGAGCAAGAGGCGAGCACUAUGGAUGACCCAGAGGUCCGCAAAGCGGCUGAAGACGAAGCUCUGCAGGAGCAACUAAGCAGGCAAAAGAAGCGAAGGCAGCUUGACGCCGAUAUCGAGAACAUGCUCAAUCACCCUUACUUAGAGGGCUACAUUCGACGGCUUAAACGUCAACGCGCGGAAGCACUACUCCACGCACUGAAUCUUGCUGCGCCUGCCUCUAUACAACGCACGAACGGCGCAGCAACCCAGCACGCUACGUCCACAGUAAGCACUGCGCGUACACAGAAAACACCGCGCAAACGCAAAUCAAGGACAGAAGUGUCGAGCGAGGAGAGCAGUAGCGAGAGCAGCAGCAGCAGCGAAGAGAGCUCGAGUUCUUCAGAGUCGGAGCCGGAGUCGGAGUCGGGAGAACGCAGCGAGUCAGACUCCGAUCGGGCCACGGAAACUUCCGCCCAAGAAGAUGAGAGCAGCGACGGCCAGGAAGACUGCUCAGCCUCAGGUUCGGACGGCGAAAGCAGCGAGGGGAGCGACAGCGAAAGUGAGGACAGAUCUGAGGCAGCAUCCCCGCUUUGCAUCACCACUUUUUUCCCCACCCCCAACAGCCAUCACGGCCUGACCCGGUUUCAUGCUUUGCUACUGUUCCGGUGUGGACUCGAUAGCAUGGCCUUACUGUGUCUCCCCACAGAACUCGUGGAGCAUAUUGCCGAGGAUCUGGAUGUGGAAUCGUUCCGUUCCUUCCGCCUUGCCAGUUCGUUGCUCAACCAGCAAUCGCUGCACCACUUUAAGGAACGCUUCUUUCGCCAACGAACUGUUCUGUGGAAUGCUGAGAGCCUUCGCCAGCUGGUCGACGUCAUCUCGCAUCCCAAUUUCGGCGACUGCUUGCAGGACCUCGUAGUCGACGCCACACCUCGCUUCGCGAUCCGGCUUUGGGAGCUUGAGAAAGGCAUUAUUGACGCCGCUGCACAUCAGGACUUCGACAGACGAGAAGAACUCACGAACCGCUAUGCCGAAGUAAAAGAGAAGGCUGAGGAGGCGGCGAAAUACUGGAACGAGACCCGGUUUGAUCAGACAACGCUUACGUCUAUCUUCAAGAAGAUGCUCGCUCUGCAGUCUAUCACCUUUGCCUAUGAUGGCAUGGACAAGCAUCAUUUGCUGUUCUCACGCCGAUACUGCGAGAAUAGCCAGAACGAGAUGAGUCGGCCCUUCGUCUCAACUCUCGCCGCUCUUGCCAUCUCCCGCCUUGCGGUCCGUACUAUAGCCAUUGACCCUCUCAAGAAGUACGGCGCCAUCAGCAUUGGGCGUCUUGAGUCGAUAUCGCCCGUAUUAGCCAGGUCCGACGACGUGUUCUUGGGCUUAGAGGCCUUAAAACUCAAUCUAAGAGACUGGAGGCACCCAGAGGAAGGUUUUGAACCGCCAGUCGGUAGAGCUCCAUUCAUCGUACGACUUCUCUCCAAAUUCAAGAACAUCAGGACGUUGGAGCUAUGUUGCUUUAGCUGCCUUGAAAUGGACAUUCUUCACGAGAUGGCAAGGCACUGUAAAUACCCACGACUAGAGAGCUGCAUCUUGGAGCUCUUCACCAUUAAUCCGGCGGAUGACCUGUUCGAUUUUCUCGAGCCAGCAAAGUCAUCGCUACGAUCCCUGUGCUUGAGUCACGUUGUCUUGAAAGACAAGUCUACUGGCUGGCCAGAUGUUCUACGCCGCAUCGCUUCAGAUUUGACGCUCGACAGGAUCGAGCUCAAAAACCUGUUCGCACAACUAGGGGAGAGAAUUGGAUUCGAGGGGACGAUUCAAGGCUGUAUUGUUAGCGAGGGUCCUGAGUUGAGCAAAGAAAUCGAGAAGUGUGCAGAGAGGCUUGUGAGUGGACAAUGGGGUCCUGCAUGGCACCUUGCCGCAGUGGCAUACCCCUUCAUUGGUGUACGCACCUAA
Messenger RNA from Trematosphaeria pertusa, 3129 nucleotides. RefSeq lists its product as uncharacterized. The record is from RefSeq and is a predicted model, not a curated record. Bases 1 to 3129 code for a protein of 1042 amino acids. NCBI's taxonomy places the organism in Eukaryota, Fungi, Ascomycota, Dothideomycetes, Pleosporales, Trematosphaeriaceae. The transcript is spliced from 2 exons.